Salvia hispanica is the source of this 1510-nucleotide messenger RNA. RefSeq lists its product as uncharacterized. The record is from RefSeq and is a predicted model, not a curated record. Lineage: Eukaryota; Viridiplantae; Streptophyta; Magnoliopsida; Lamiales; Lamiaceae.
UUUGCCACUAUCUAUGUACAAAUUCGAAACCUGCAAUGUGUUUAUACAACCGUAUACACUACACCAGAUUACUUGUGUAUACGCUGAAUAUACAUCAGAAAUCCCACGAACCCUAGAUUUUCCUUUCCCCUUUCCGUUUACGUCGAGAUUCCUACCGUUCUAGCUGAGAAGGACAGCCUAUUUAUUCCGAAUUAGAUGCUACGUAAGUGUGUUUAGUUAGGUUGACCAAUUUUGAAUUAGUCAGAUUAAUUGUUGGAAACUGCUAAUCAUUUGGGGAUGAAGAUAGAGUAUACGCUUCUGGUGAUUUUGCUUGUUGCCUCAGUAAUUUCUUGUCGUGUAGCUGCAGAUUCGGAGGAGGAAGUUGCAGGCUCGAAAAAUCGGCAAGUGUUAGUUGAUAGUAGUAAUGAUAGAGGGAAGGAGACAGCUGAUCUUACAAAGAAUAGUGCUGUUAAGUUAGAUAAUAAUGAUCCCAAGGAGGAAAAAAAGGGGGAUGGUGGAGAUGAGAGGGAUGCGUCGAAAAUGAAGAAUGAGGGGUCUAGUUCGGAGUUGAAUGGGGAAUCUAAAGAGGGGAGAUUGCCACCGGUAAGAGAAGAAUGUGAUUCCACGUCGAAUCAUUGUACAGAUGAUGAUAAGACGUUGGUUGCUUGUCUGAGAGUUCCUGGGAAUGAUUCGCCAUCACUUUCACUUUUGAUUCAGAACAGAGGUAAAGGUUUCCAGAGUAUCACAAUUUCAGCCCCUGACUCAGUUCAGCUAGAGAGAAAAAAGAUUGGAUUGCAAGAGAACAAAGAUGCAGAGGUCAAGGUUUCUCUCGGAGAUGUGGAAAAUGGCCACUCCAUUGUCCUAACAGCCUCCCAUGGCAACUGCACUCUUAAUUUGAAAGAUGAAUUUAUGAACAGGAAGGCGGAUAAUCAUAACCUGAGCUCCUCGAACUCGAGCAUCUAUAGGCCAACUUUGUCUAGGGGAGUUGUGUUUUUGGGUGGCUUGGUAAUAGUUGGUAUUUCGAUUUUCAUGUGUAGAAAAUCAGGGAGGAACUACUUUGCAAGAAAAGAUGGCAAAUACCAAAGGCUCGAUAUGGAGCUUCCGGUUUCCCAUGGCACCAAUGCUAACGACAGCAAUGCUAACGACAACUGGGAUAACAGCUGGGGAGAUACAUGGGAUGAUGAAGAAGCUCCGGUAACCUCCUUGCCCCUCACUCCAACCCGUAGGUUUAAGGAAGGUUGGAAAGAUUAGUUUACAUAGAGAGAAACAAUACAUACACCUUGUCAAUUUUCCUUUUUGAGUUGGGGAGGGAUGACCGCCAACAGUGAAGUUUGAACCCGAAACCUGUCUCGUUUUCUCGGUGUUCAUGCAGAAAAGAGUUUGUUAUCCACAACUUUGAAUAUGCUUUUGCUCAAAUUUGAAGGGUUUGGCUAAAUUAGUGACAUUGGUUAGAUUUUUACAUAUGUAAUUGAUUAAAGGGAAAAUAGUCAGCAAAAUCAUGAAUCUUAGUCGAAUUUUUGGUUUCCUCCAA